Paramormyrops kingsleyae is the source of this 2112-nucleotide messenger RNA. It is a transcript of the gene nrsn1l, whose product is annotated as neurensin 1-like. The record is from RefSeq and is a predicted model, not a curated record. Gene Ontology annotation, biological process: nervous system development. Lineage: Eukaryota; Metazoa; Chordata; Actinopteri; Osteoglossiformes; Mormyridae. Gene Ontology annotation, cellular component: transport vesicle; neuron projection; neuronal cell body.
CUCUGGAGCCGGCGAGCGCUGGUCGGGGGACCGCCGGAGGAGGGAUGUGCAGAGGGAUGGGAAUCGAGUGAAGGAGACGGAGGAGGAGGAGCGGGUGCUCAGUCUCCGGCCUGGGCGUGACUGAUGGCUUCCUGCUCGGAGAUCUGUGGGUCGGGCCACGCUGGGCAGAGCCAGGGCGUCGUCCGCUGCGGAUACCCGCGCUACGGCGUGCGCUCAUACCUGCACCAGUUCUACGAGGAGUGCACCGCCUCGAUCUGGGAGCGCGAUGAGGAUUUUCAGAUAACGAGAUCGCCAAGCCGGUGGAGCUCUGUCUUCUGGAAGGUCUCUCUAGCGUUCGGGACCCUGAUUCUGACAACGGGCCUCGUCCUCCUGACUGCCGGAUACACCAUCCCCUCCAAGAUGGAGACCUUUGGCGACGGUGACCUGUUCUUCGUGGACAGCAGCGCUGCACGAUUCAACCAUGGCCUGCGGGUCAGCCAGCUGGUGGGGGCUGCGCUGUUCUGCGCCGGGGGGGCGCUGCUGUCAGGGGGCCUCGUCCUGUUCACCUUCACCAGGAGCUACUCCCAGGAGGAGAAGUAUCUGCAGAGCAAGUUCAAGAUGAGGAUUGCGGAGACGCAGCCUACUGCACAGCCGGUCACGAGAGCGCCCCCUCCUGGACAGGGCAGAAUUCCAGUUACGCUGUCCAAGGUGCAAAACGUUCAGCCGCCGUCUUGAGCAACCCGCAUAGAUGUCAUCCGUCCCCUUCAAGGUCAGCUUACAUGGUUAAAUUCGGGAAAAACAUACAGAAUCCAUAUAACCUCCUAUAAGACAGAUAGACCCUCAGUAACCUGAAGCCAUUACAACAGUAAUCAAACUUCUUCCAUUUUAGGCAGAAACCCUGAAAGUACCACAGCUGCCUGACCACACACCACAUCAACGGCACUUAAAUUGGUCAUAAAAUGUUUUUUCAGCAAGACAUCAUCUCAUAUUGCACAGGCACAUCAUACAGGAAAGACACUCCAACUUAAAUAUCUGAAUUCAUAUAUAUAAGUGAUAUGAACCCCCCCCCCCUUCCAAGUUGCAUAUGGGACCUCCUAACUGCAGAGUAGCUUCCCAAACCUUCUAUAAGAAUGAAACACUUUCAGGUUUAACGUUGAUUUACCUGGGGACGUAGCCUAGAGGUGCUGAACGUCUAGUACGGUAUGUAGAGUGAGACUAACCUCUGUUUCAAGCUACUUCCUGUCAGGUGGCAGAUAUCAGGGCUCAUGACCCCCUGCCGUUCCUAAAGGAACCACCAGACAUUCGGAAAUACCAGCAGACCCAAGCCAAGUCAGACAGUGACAAAUCCCCACAAGUAAAUUGAUGCUGAUUAAUUAGCCACGGAAACCUGAUUAAAUCGGACAUGUAGAAGUGUCUAGAUUGCCUGGGACCACGUGAAAAACAUAAACACCCAGGUUUUAACUAUACAUAAAAAAUCUUUCCUAAAGUUUUUUCUCUCAUUUACCAGUAAACAGUGGCUUCAUUAACUUGCUGACUCUGCUUGGCUCUUAAUUGCAAUGCAACCAUGUAUAGCUGACUUGUUCGUGGUCCUCAUAUAUUUUUGUAGUUCUCUAUAGGCUGUGAUGGUACUAGAAUUGACAAUGUUGAUUUUCCAUGCCAAAUGUAAGUUUACAGAAUAUUUAUUAAUGGAUAUACAGGGAAAUCCCCAGGUAUAAUGUUUAUUUAAAAACAGAACAUAUUUAGAUAUUAAAUUUUAUUCAUUUAAUUAAAUUGUUUACUAAUGGUGACUAGCCAACCUUUUUUUGGGUGCAAGAUGUUCUAAAAUUAAAAAAAUAUACUGUGUCACUGUGCAAAUGAAGAUGUGUGUGUUGUUAAUGGUGAAAAGUUUAAUGUAUUAGUUUAGUUAAUUUCUCAUUUCCUGGAGAACGUUUUGAUGGGCUGUAAUGGCGUGCGUGGUGUACAGAGGUCAGUCGUAUGGGAUCUCAAGGACAUCUGCCGGAUAUCUUGGUGGACGCUCAGAAUUCAAGACUCAUGGACAAAAAUUAUUUUUCGAAGUUAUUCAAUGAAAUUAAAACCGUUGUCUGUAAACUGUAACCAAAGCGUCUAUAUUAAAAGCAAAUGAACUGACAGUAA